AUGUCACCCUGCGUGCCUGGUGGGAAGAAGACAGAGAAGACACCGGUUUUUCAACUCCGUGAUGGGCUACCGCCAUAUCAAUGUGUUCCAGAUGUGGCAUAUUUCGUCUUAAGGCAGCAUGUUGAAUCUCCAUCGAUGUGGGCAAUUUCCCCCCCUCAGUAUUUGUUAGCUCUUAAAGAAGAGUACGCAACUCGCCCGGCCAUGGAGGGGACAAUAAAUGACCCUACAAAUCCAAAGCACUAUCGGAGAUACCGUGUUCAUGUUACAAUGGAAUCCUUGAUGGAGGAUAAAGAGCUUAAAGCCACCAUCAAAGAUCUCAUACAGCGGAGCGGGCAACCAUAUCCUCCUCUUGUUGAAGCCGUAAAUCAACCAAGUGGAGAAACAGACGCGAUAGCUUUGUAG
Messenger RNA from Hibiscus syriacus, 402 nucleotides. Its product is annotated as 4-alpha-glucanotransferase DPE2-like. The record is from RefSeq and is a predicted model, not a curated record. NCBI's taxonomy places the organism in Eukaryota, Viridiplantae, Streptophyta, Magnoliopsida, Malvales, Malvaceae. The transcript has 3 exons. The coding region runs from base 1 to 402 and encodes 133 amino acids.